Lathyrus oleraceus (garden pea) is the source of this 2661-nucleotide messenger RNA. RefSeq names its product TPR repeat-containing thioredoxin TTL1. Lineage: Eukaryota; Viridiplantae; Streptophyta; Magnoliopsida; Fabales; Fabaceae. The record is from RefSeq and is a predicted model, not a curated record. Bases 341 to 2140 code for a protein of 599 amino acids. Gene Ontology annotation, cellular component: cytoplasm. Gene Ontology annotation, molecular function: protein binding. The transcript has 5 exons.
UGUUACAGCUGGAAAGUUAUGAAGCUGAAAUCCCUUCUCUUUCCGUGUCUUCGUUUCUCGUUUUCUAAAUGAAAUGUCAAUUUCUAAAAUUGUACGUAUCCUUAUUAAGCCAACGACCGAAUUUGUUGCUUGUUCUGUCACCAAUACUAUCAAACAAAAAAAAAUUACAGAAUUCAAGGAAGAAAAUCAAAGCCAGAGACUAUUGCAAUUUCAACGUUUGCAUUUCAUCAAACACCUAACCUGCAUCCCCUAUUUUCCUCUCAUGAUCGUCCCUACAAUCUUCAUCUCUGCAACAUUUUGGAUUCUAAGGUUUCCAUGUGUUUAAACCCUUAAAGGUUAGAUGAAAAAAAUGGGAGACCAUUCGCCAGAAAGAAAAGUAGGCUGUGGAUUGAUAACAAACGUAUUUGGAUUCGGACGACAUAGUAUAUGGCCGAGGAAAACAUCAUCUGCGAAUUCUCUUCCCUUACCAAGCAAUGCUGCAAAUGAUCAAAAACGACGUCGAAGUGCUUCUAACGAGGUUGUUUACGUCGAUCCACCUUCGCGCAAUACUUCGACUCCGAGGUCUGUUUCAAAGCCUACUUGUGCAUCAAAUAAUAAUACUACUAAUAAUAAUAAUAAUAAUCCGCCGAGAAGAAACCAACACCAAACAACAAUGGCAAUGCCACGCGUUGUUCCUGUUCAUGUUCCGUCUAAGGCUUCAAUUUCACCAUCUACUCAGGGGUAUGUUAAUCAAGGAAGGAGGGUACAAAAGGAAGCUAUUGGAAUUUCAGGUGAGUUAGAAAGUAUGAUCAAUGAUCAUCAAAAGUCGAAGGGGAGUGGUAAUCUCGUUCGCGCUUCUUCUGGCAAUGUUAUGUUGUUUGGGAAUUUAGGUAAUAUUAGGCAAGGAGAUAAAAAUGAUAGUUAUUCAAUUGCAAUGGAUAAUUAUAACCAGUAUUUUGAAAAUUCAAAUUCAAAUGGAGGAGGAGGAGGACACAAGAAGAAGAAUGUGGUGAGUAUUAGUAAUGAGACGAAACCACCAAUGAAUUCAGGUGGUGGUUCGCUUUGUAGGGCUAUAUCGACUAGAAUGGAUCCAGAACAAUUGAAGAUAAUGGGGAAUGAGGAUUAUAAGAAUGGAAGAUUUGCGGAGGCGUUAGCGUUGUAUGAUGCAGCUAUUUCAAUCGAUCCUAAGAAGGCUUCGUAUAGAAGUAAUAGAAGUGCGGCCUUAACUGGUCUUGGUAGGCUUCUUGAAGCUGUGUUUGAAUGUAGGGAAGCUAUUCAGAUUGAUCCUCAUUAUCAUCGAGCUCAUCAUCGUUUAGGAAAUUUGCAUUUAAGACUAGGAGAAACUGAUAAGGCUCUAUAUCAUUAUAAACAAGCGGGACCAGAGGCUGAUCCGGAUGAGGUUGCUAAAGUGAAGAUUCUUCAAGCUCAUCUAAAUAAAUGCACUGAGGCUCGCAGGUUAGGAGAUUGGAACACACUCAUUACCGAGGCUUCCAACACUAUAUCAUCUGGUGCAGAUUCUGCUCCACAGAUAUUUGCAUUGCAAGCCGAAGCUUUGAUAAAACUCCGUAGGCAUCAUGAUGCUGACAAUGUAAUGUCAAAGGGUCCUAAUUUUGAUGUUGACGAUUGUACAAAGUUCUUCGGACCAAUUGGUAAUGCAAAUUUGUUAGUCACUCGCGCUCAAGUUGAUCUGGCUGCUGGCAGAUUUGAUGAUGCUUUAGAGGCAGCACAGAAAGCAGCAAGGCUAGAUUCAAACAACAAGGCAGCAAUGAAGGUGUUGAGAAAGGCUCGAGCCGUGACAGCUGCAAGAGGCAGAGGAAACGACCUUUUCAAGGCGUCGAAAUUCUCUGAGGCUUGUAUUGCAUAUGGAGAAGGGCUUGAGAAUGAUCCAUGUAACGCAGUUUUACUAUGCAAUCGGGCAGCUUGUAGAUUAAAACUCGGCCAAUUAGAGAAAGCGGUGGAAGAUUGUUGUGCGGCGCUUAGCUUGCGCCCAUCUUACACCAAAGCAAGGAUGAGAAGAGCUGAUUGUAAUGCUAAGUUGGAAAGAUGGGAAGCUUCAAUAGCAGACUAUGAGAUCUUGUUAAGAGGGACACCAGAAGACGAGGAAGUAAAUCGGGCAUUGUUGGAGGCUCGUGUACAACUUAAGAAACAAAGAGGUGGAUGAACGACAUGGCAAUAUAUAAAUAGAAAGGAUCAAAGAUCCGUGAAGAUACGAAUGCAAUAAACAUCUGCAAGUAUGACAAGCUUCGUUUCUGAGGGAGAAAAGAGCAUUUUUUGCGCACUGGCGAUUGAAGAAAAACACACAUGAAAAUAUGAUCGAUUCUUUCCAAAAAAGGUAAGUAUGGUGUUCGGAGCCCAAAAAUGAAAUUCACUUCAGAACAUUUCAGAUGGAAAAAAUCUGUUUUGAGGCUAAAGGAAUUAAAGUUACAUGUUAGUUAUGUAUAGUAGAAGUAGUAGCAUUGGCAGUUGGUAUGCUGUGUUUCGUUUAUUCUUUUUAUUUUUCUGUUUCUUUUAAUGUACUUACUUGUUUAUGAAGGAUUUCAACUGUGUAUAUUAGAUUUGUUCAUAUUAACACUUGACAGGUUAGCAAGUAUUCAGGUUUUCUUGUCUUUUUCUUUGGCAUUAUGUCAUCUCAGACGUCUUCUCCAUAUAUUGUUAUUCAAUGUCAAACUGCUUGUUAGAUCU